AUGGCCAGCUAUACUUCUACGACUCCACCCCUACCAUCCGAGGACAAUGCUCCACACAAGUCGGAGGGCUAUGUGUCUCACUACACCCCGGAGUUCGAAGCGGAGGUCGCUGCGGCCGCACCUCGACUGAACGGGGCCAAGUUGACAGCAGCGAUUGCGUUCGUGGCUGGCACAGGUUUCACGCUAUUUGGCUACGACCAGGGCGUCAUGUCCGCGCUGCUCACAGCAAAGCAGUUUGAGAACGUCUUUCCUCAAGUCGUCGUCGAUGAUCAGCACCCGAACCACGCGACCCUUCAGAGCUUCGUAGUCGCUGUCUACGAAAUCGGGUGCCUGAUUGGAGCCCUUUCGAACCUCUGGGUGGGUGAUUUCCUAGGUCGGCGUAAGACAAUUGUGCUUGGUGGGGUGAUCAUGAUCGUCGGCGCGAUUCUUCAAACGACAUCUUACAGCUAUGCGCAAAUGGUCGUAGCUCGUAUCAUCACUGGGUUGGGCAACGGUCUCAACACUUCCACAGUGCCCUCUUACCACGCGGAAUGUUCUCCAGCUGCCAGUCGAGGGAGUUUGAUCAUGAUUGAAGGCAGCCUGAUCACCUUCGGUAUCAUGUGGCUCGAUUUUGCUUUUUUCUGGCUCAGCAGCUCCUCUGCGCAAUGGCGAGUUCCCAUUGCCAUGCAGAUCGGUUUUGCCAUGAUCAUGAUUAUUGGCAUCGGAUUCUUGCCGGAAUCCCCACGGUGGCUUGCUAAGCACGGCAGGAACGCGGAGGCUCUGGCUGUAAUCUCCGCGCUUGACGGAAAGCCGCACACAGAUAGCGAAGUCCAGCAAACAUAUUUGGGCAUCCGCGAAGCCAUCGCGGCCGAAUCCCACCGAGGCGAGGCGAGCUCACCUCUCCGCGAGGUAUUCACUGGGGGCCGAACGCAGAACUUCCGUCGCGCAAUGCUCGGGGUGGUGAUUCAGUGCUUCCAGCAGAUUACUGGAAUCAACCUUAUCACCUACUAUGCCACCGUGCUGUUCGAGCGACUUGGCAUCGACGACGUCAGGUCUCGUAUAAUCGCGGCCGCGAACGGGACGGAGUACUUCCUUGCCUCCCUCAUCGCCAUAUUCCUCAUCGACCGCAUCGGGCGCCGGCCCCUCAUGCUGUUUGGCGCAGCGGGGCAGAUGGUCACCAUGAUCUUGCUCGCCAUCUUGGGUAGCAUCGACAACCCCGCAUCACAAAUCGUCUCUGCGGUGCUCCUCUUUGUGUUCAAUUCGUUCUUCGCCGUCGGGUGGCUCGGGAUGACCUGGCUUUACCCCGCGGAGAUCGUCGGACUCCAUAUCCGCGCGCCGGCGAACGCCCUCAGCACAGCGUCAAACUGGACGUUUAACUUCAUGGUCGUAAUGGUCACAGGUCCCUCGUUCACGAACAUCAGCUGGGGAACUUACAUUGUCUUUGCUUCCCUCAACGCGCUGAUUAUCCCCGUCGUCUACUUCUUCUUCCCCGAGACCGCCGGUCGCUCGUUGGAAGAUAUGGACGUCGUAUUUGCUCUCGCCUACAACGAAGGUGUCUCCCCAGUUGCGGUGUCCCUUAGGAAGGACCUGCCUCUCGCCGGAUCACCCGAGGCAGACGAGAUCCUCGGCAUCCGUUCGGAGGGUUCUGUCCGUGCUGACUCGAAGCUUGAAGGCUGCUAG
Epithele typhae is the source of this 1659-nucleotide messenger RNA. Its product is annotated as general substrate transporter. The transcript has 12 exons. Gene Ontology annotation, biological process: transmembrane transport; carbohydrate transport. The record is from RefSeq and is a predicted model, not a curated record. Lineage: Eukaryota; Fungi; Basidiomycota; Agaricomycetes; Polyporales; Epitheliaceae. Gene Ontology annotation, molecular function: carbohydrate:proton symporter activity. Gene Ontology annotation, cellular component: membrane. The coding region runs from base 1 to 1659 and encodes 552 amino acids.